CAUUUUACAGGAUUCGCACGCCAGGAUCCGGGGGGAGGUGGAAAACGCACCUUUAUGGCGCUUCCAUCGCAUACCGGGCGCACCACAGGGAAGGGAUCUGCCAAACGCCAGUAGUGCGGCGGCAGCGACAACCGACGGUGGUGUGUGAACAGUUUUGUAGCGAAAAUGUUGUCCCGAAAAAGGUUGCCCGUGACAAGCUGGGGAGUCUGUUUUUAAUCCGUUUUUUAACUGGUAAAUUCUGGAUCGAAAGUGCGCGCACUAAUGUGGAACGUGUUCGGAGCUGAGCCGAGAGCAAGUGAAACGCACCCGCAUGCCGUGAUUGACGCGGUGAUUUGAGGAAAAUCUCUGCCCAGGCUACUGCGAUCACAAAGAGGCACAGCAACAAGCGAAUCGCUUGCGUGGAUUUCGAGCGCACGUUGCAUAUGAUUUUAGCUGAUAUACGUAGACUUGCUUUUUUCUAAGGCUAGAGCUUGAAAUAAGACCAUCUCUGGGACGUAGCACCAUAACUUUAGAGCAUCAUGGGAAAGGAAUUGCUAAACGAUAGCUCUUUUUGCCAACAGUUAGGAGCGACACUGGUUCGCAAUUUUAAACUUAAAAUUAGAGACUCCAGGAAAACUAUAGCCGAAGUAUUUCUGCCCCUGUACACACUGGGCACGCUGAUCGUGCUGAAGAUACUGAUACCUAAUCCUAAUUUUCCCGCCAUCACCGAACCGCGAGGAGCAGCGUCACUUUUCGAACAUUUUCAGCACCACAAAGCCCACACCAUCGCAGUACUGCCGCAGCCAAAUUCAACCACGACGCAGCCGUUCCUGGAAGCAGUCAAUGAGCUAUGGCGAUCCAACCGACAUCACAGUGGUGGGGUCUACCCCAUCAACUGGAUCCUGUACGACUCCCAGGAGGAUCUGCUCUCUGCGUACUGGCGAGACCCGGACAAAAUGCCCCUGGCACUGAUUUUCCACAGCGACGAUCCGCUGUACGGUCAGCUGAAGUACGAAAUUCGUACCAAUCCAUCGUUCUUCGUAACGCCGUCGACAACGGAGCUGUACUCCUCGUUGGUCACGUGCAGACAAUCGGACAGCUACUGGUCGGCCGUGAUUCCGAUCGAAACCGGUGACUCCUGCCCGGUGAAUCAAUACUACUACUCGGGGUUCAUCGCCCUGCAGACGCUACUGGAUUACACCAAAAUCAAGAUUGUGACCCAAAACGACGACAUACAGAUACCUCACAUCACGCUGGAGAUGUUUCCCAAGGAAGCCUAUACGGGUAAUUGGAUGGUUGCGUUCAGACUAGUGAUACCGAUCUACAUGGUGAUGGCCCUGUCCCAGUUCAUCACAUAUCUGCUGAUACUGAUAGUCGGCGAGAAGGAGAACCACAUCAAGGAGGGCCUCAAAAUAAUGGGGUUGCGUGAUUCGGUCUUUUGGUGCGGUUGGUUCAUUAUCUACGCCGUUUUUGUCACCUUUCUGACGUUCGUUUCGGUGAUUUUACUCUUCUCGCUCGGAGUUUUCCAGCACACCAACUAUCUGCCGGUGUUCAUACUGAUAUUGCUGUAUAGCUUUUCCGUCAUACUGAUUGGGUUUAUGAUUACGCCGUUCUUCGAUAACUCGAGGACCGCCGGCAUCCUGGGCAACUUUGCCGUCAACAUCAUGUCGCUGCUGUACUUCCUGCAGGUGUUCAUCGACGAUACGCACACUUCGGCGGCCUUGUGGACCGUCUCGCUCAUAUCGCCCACGGGUUUCGCCCUAGCCAUGGACAAAAUCCUAGUGCUGGACAUCUCCGGACAGGGUGUCACGUUGAACAACCUGUGGACUGGGCCGGGUAUUCCCAUCGGGGGUUCCAUUCUGAUGCUGGUGGUGGACAUUCUGCUGUACGCCGGGUUGGCAUUCUACUUCGACAGUGUGAUACCGUCCGAUCAUGGAACCAAGCAUCGGCCAUGCUUCUGCCUGAGUCGUCACUACUGGUGCAAGAAGAAAGUGCCAAAGGUACCGCUGCUGAACGGUGAGUCGGCCAAUUCGUUCAACAAUGUGGACGAGCAGACGCGGGACGUGGAGCCGGUUUCGCGCGAAAUGAGAGGGAAGGAAGCGAUUAGGAUAGUGGAUUUGUACAAGACGUUCCACUCGUGUCGGAAGCCGGCGGUUAACGCGGUCAAUGGGAUCAAUCUGACGAUAUACGAGGGGCAGAUCACGGCCAUUCUGGGGCACAACGGUGCCGGGAAGAGUACGCUGUUCAACAUUUUGACCGGGUUGACGUCACCGACGUCGGGAACGGUGUACAUAUUUGGGUAUGACAUCCGAGAUCCGAACGACAUGACGAUGAUCCGGAGGAUGACGGGAGUGUGUCCGCAGCAUGAUAUUCUCUUUGAAACGUUGACACCGAAGGAGCAUCUGUAUUUCUUCGCGGCGGUGCGUGGAAUAGCCCCGAACUUGGUGGACUGCGAGGUGAAGAAGACCCUAAGGGAUAUCGAUUUGUUCGAUUCUGCGGAAACUCGCGUAAAGUACUUGAGUGGGGGCCAAAAGAGGAAGUUGUCGGUGGGAAUCGCGAUAAUUGGUGAUCCGAAGAUUAUAAUCUUGGAUGAACCCACGGCUGGAGUGGAUCCAUACUCGAGACGGCAUAUGUGGUCUAUUCUGCAGAACAGAAAGCAUGGGAAAGUGAUUUUGCUAACAACGCAUUUCAUGGACGAGGCGGAUAUCUUGGCCGAAAGAAAAGCAGUCGUAUCGAGAGGACGUUUGAGGUGUUGUGGAUCAUCGUUGUUCCUGAAGAACAAAUUCGGAAUCGGGUACCAUUUAACGUUGGUAUUGGAUUCGCAUGCGUGCGAAGUUGCGAUCACCAAGUUAGUGAACGAUCAUGUGCCGAAAGCGGAGAAAGCUAGACGACAUGGGAGAGAGUUGAGCUACAUUCUACCGCACGAUGCAGUGAAUUCGUUCGUUUCGUUGUUCGACGAUAUCGAGAACGAGAUCAAGUCGAAGCGUAUGAAACUUGGCAUUUGCUCUUACGGGGUGUCGAUGACGACCUUGGAGGAAGUAUUUCUACAUCUGGAAACUCAACGAGAAGAAGAACAGAAGGUGGAGACAGAAGAUGAUGAUGAGCAAGACAGUGGCUAUGCAGUGGAUAGCCUCAGUCGAAAAGUCAUGAAGAAUCGAGCUUUGCCGAGAAGUUUAUCUCUACAGGAACGGAGUAAUAGCUAUCAAUCGCUGAAAAAUGAUACGAAAAAUUUACUGGAGGAACAAAACCUCGAGAAUAAGACUUCAUUACCGGACAAUGGACUGGAUUUUGAUACAAUCAUACCAAUCAAUGGACUGACUACCAACGAAGUCGAGGUUGUUCAGAGUGCAAAGAAUUCGACGGGGACUUCUCCGAAUUUGAAGAUACAGCGAAAACGGCACAGUAGGUCCCGUAAUGGCGUGAGCAAAAGCACCAAGAGCGUCUACGAGGAUCCCGCCAAUAACUCAUCGUCGGUUGUGAAAUUGAACAGUCAAAACAAGACUAACUGGAUGGAUUUGGAGGACAUUGAGCUGAAGCCGUCUUGUAUGAACACCAUCGUAGCGUUACUAAAGCUUAGGAUAACAAUACUUUUUCGUGACAUUCAACGUCUCUAUCUGUUAAUCAUACUACCCCUAGCAUUUACUGCGUUAGGAUUGUACUUGAACUCGAUCCAGGUGAUUUCACCGGUGAUGCGUUCAAUACUCCUAGAUAACACAACGUACGGCAGCAAUAUUACCAAGAUAGCAGUACAUGAUAGUACCAAUAGACUGUUUUUGCAACACAACCUCUACCAUCAUCACAUGCAGCAACAACAGCUGCAACAAUCAAUACUGCUGCAACAACAGCAGCAACAGCAAUCAUCGCCAUCUCCUAUGCUGCUCCAUCAGAAGCACCAUCAACAUCAGCACAACGCUCAGCAGCAGUCCAAAGAAUCAUCAUAUCUAUACCAUCGUUUCAUUGCCGAACUGAAGCAAUCGUCGAAUGUGACGGAGGACUACAACGGAAACUUUUCGUUGCUUUUGGACAUUGCGCCUCACAUGGCCGCGUUCAACAUCAACUCAAUAUCAUGGACGAAUGUGUCAAUAACUACCUUGUACAAUGAUACCACUCAGCAUAGUCUACCAAUACUGUUAAACCUAAUUAGUAAUAGCCUGCUGCGUUUGUUCGCCGAGCACAGCCCGCCAUCGUCGAUCACACCGCCUGCUACGGUAUCGCCGGAAUCGAUCCUAGACAUCGAACUCCGCUCGCAUCCCUUCCAGCAGACGACCCAACCGCAGGAGUUCAACAUCGGAACCUUCUCGUCGGCACUGUUCGUCGGGAUGAUCUUUGUGCUCAUUCCGGUGUCGCUUGCCGUCGACAUGGUGUACGAUCGGGAAAUGAAGGCCCGCAAUCAGCUGCGCGUCAACGGGCUUUCCUCGUCGCUUUAUCUGUCCGCUUAUUUCAUCGUGCUGUCCGUGUUGAUGAUACUGAUCUGUGCCGCCCUGCUGGGGCUGGUGUACCUGUUCGACAUUCCUUCGUUCCGACAGCCACCGGCCCUUAUCACCCUAGGUUUGCUGGUGUUCCUGUACUCGCCGGCUGGUAUUCUGUGUUCGACGUGCUUUUCCUACUUCUUCGACCGAACCGACUCGGCGCAGUCCAUUCUACCGAACAUUUUAACCUUCGUGGGACUGAUUCCUUUCAUAUUGGUAGUGUUCUUAGAUAUGUUAGGAAUUGAGGUAAAAGCAGCGUUUGCCUUACACUUUGUGUUUUCGCUGAUCAACCCGAUGUACAUCCCGUACGCCACGGUGUACUUUGUCGAUCGGGUCUACAUCGCCUGUCAGCUGAGUUCGGCCUGUGCCGAGCUCUCGAUGGCCCACUACAUGACCGAGGAAAUGAUCGUGAUGGCCUGCGGUUGUUUGCUGCAUAUUCCGAUUUGGGCGUUCUGUCUGCGGGUGUCGGACGUGAUGAAGAGCGGCGGCCGGCUGCGGGAUUUGUUCCACCACAAGGCGAGCGAAGAAGAUGUUAUGGCGGAAGAUCAAUGCAUCGGAGAGCACGAGGACGAGGAUGUCCGGAACGAACGCUCAAAGGUGUUCCGGUUAACUACUCAAGAACAAACUGGACAAGUGGAACCGGUUGUCCUGGUCAAGAGUCUUCGUAAAGAGUUCUCGCAAGAUUCUCUGUGUGGCAACUGUUGCUGCUGUGCAGACGAUGAACCACCCCGGAAAAAGGUUUCUGUGCGUAGUUUAUCGUUUGCAGUAGACGCCGGAGAAGUUCUGGGGCUUUUAGGUCAUAACGGAGCGGGCAAGACAACCACGAUGAAGAUUAUGACCGGUGAAACGAUGCCUACGAGGGGGACGGUUCGUGUGGCCGGUCACAGCAUAACUAUCAACCAGGAUGACGCAUUUAAAACACUAGGAUAUUGUCCACAGCACGACGCUCUAUGGAAGAACAUUACGGUUCGGGAACACCUUGAGCUGUACGCCCGUAUCCGCGGUGUAACUAGGAAGGACAUGAACCGCUUAGUUAACACCUACCUUAAGGGUCUGCACAUAAGUGAGCAUGCCAACAAACAAACGCAACACUGUUCUGGAGGAACCCGUCGGAAGCUCAGCUAUGCAAUGGCCAUGGUGGGAUCCCCGAAGGUGGUUCUACUGGACGAACCAUCUACCGGAAUGGAUCCCAAAUCAAAGCGGUUCCUGUGGGACACCAUACUCGCUAGCUUCCACGGAAAACGCUGCGCCAUGUUGACGACCCAUUCGAUGGAGGAAGCCGAUGCGCUUUGUUCCCGGGUCGGAAUCAUGGUCAAAGGGGAAUUGAGAUGCCUCGGUUCGACGCAGCAUCUGAAGAACCUGUACGGGGCAGGUUAUACGCUGGAGAUCAAGCUUAAGCACAUCGAAAGCGUGUAUAGUGAAACGCCAAUCGAAAGUCAGCCGAGUAGUAGCCGAGAGCAGCUACAGCUGGAUCAGAACAGUGCGGAGAACAUCGGGCCGGUGCCGGUCAUUAGCAACUGCAUCGACAACCGAUCGAUGGCGCUGCGCAACUUUGUGACUGAUUUGUUCCCUAGUGCCACCCUGGAGGAGAGUUUCGCCGACCGGUUGGUGUACUCUGUGCCCCAGCAGGGCGUCAGUUCGCUGGCCGAGUGCUUCUCGCGACUCGAGAAAGCCAAAACGGAACUGGACAUCGAGGAGUACUCGUUCAGCCAAACCACCCUGGAGCAGGUGUUCCUCAAGUUUGCCCACUACGACGAGGAAACGUCCAGCGUGCAGUAGAAGGCCAGCUCGCCACAUGGAAGCCAUGUUCUCUAUCUAGUGCAGUGUAGCACAUAGUCGUAAUCAUUUAGCAAGUGCGGAGUGUGAACGAGAACGACGAGCGGAUGAUGCUUCUUAAAGAAAAAGCAGCAAAAAUACAGAUGUAAAAAGACAUUGUGCUGAAAAAUAAUUAUCUAGUCGAUAGGUAAGUUUAAUUGAAAAGCAGCACCCAAAGAGGUAAUUAUUUAAUAAUUAAAUUCUGAAGGUAUCUUACAAAGACCGGAAGGAAAACGACGAAUAAAAGUGAACAGCGCUAAAUUGAUUAACCCUUAAAAUAAAUUAAUUAUAAAUUAUUACAAUAAAGUGAAAUUACAAUAAGUCAAAAACCAAAACAACAAACCAAAAGGAAACCUAAAGCAGUGAGCGGGCAUCGAGGGACAAACCCAAAGAAGAAAACCCACGAAAAAUAUGUAGGCGGCGAUGUCGAACCAGAAGGAAGUAUUGAUAGAUGUAAACUAGCGAUUUAUGAACGGAAUUAUUCGGAGCAAAAAGGGCGUGAUUUAUUCGAACAAAAGACGACGUGAACAAGAAUUAAAACUUUGUUUUGCAUCUGUGAUUUAUUACGAUCGGUAAACCCAAAAGCGAAAUGAUUCAUUCCAAAAUUGAGAGAAAAAAUCAUUAAAAACUAGGAAGAAAAUAACAAAAAAAGUGGUUCAAAUAAAAUUGUGAAAUAA
Aedes albopictus (Asian tiger mosquito) is the source of this 6940-nucleotide messenger RNA. RefSeq names its product cholesterol transporter ABCA5-like. NCBI's taxonomy places the organism in Eukaryota, Metazoa, Arthropoda, Insecta, Diptera, Culicidae. Gene Ontology annotation, biological process: lipid transport; transmembrane transport. Gene Ontology annotation, molecular function: ATP hydrolysis activity; ATP binding; ABC-type transporter activity. The record is from RefSeq and is a predicted model, not a curated record. The transcript is spliced from 12 exons. Gene Ontology annotation, cellular component: intracellular membrane-bounded organelle; membrane. The coding region runs from base 519 to 6227 and encodes 1902 amino acids.